Molecule: messenger RNA, 1853 nt
Organism: Nelumbo nucifera (sacred lotus)
Lineage: Eukaryota; Viridiplantae; Streptophyta; Magnoliopsida; Proteales; Nelumbonaceae
Biological process (GO): protein ubiquitination; negative regulation of organ growth
Molecular function (GO): ubiquitin-protein transferase activity; ubiquitin conjugating enzyme binding
Source: RefSeq, a predicted model, not a curated record
UGGAUCCCACAAUGAAGGAUACACCCUCCUGGUGACUGAUAAGGCGCUCACCAGUUGAUUGCUUCAGUUUCCAAUUGAUGUCCAGCUGAGUAGCGCCUGAAAUUAACAACGCCCAUGGCUCAUGGUUGUACCAGUACACAUCAGUGACCAGUGAGUGAUUCAGUGUCAGCAAUUGCAUGUGGCUCUAAAAUUAAUUAAAGGGAAAAAAAAAAGAUAGAGAAUUGAGUGUUUGAUGCAGUCUACAGUGCCAAUGUCUUUCUACGUUCUAACUACAAGCUAACUUUCAACUACGUGAUCUGUACGGACUAUUGCCUGUUUUACUCUUCAGUAGCUGUUUCAGGGAUUUUUGAGCUUUGAUCUUGCUGUGACAUUUGCUAAUACGACGUUUCUUGUUUCUUACCUCCAUAAAGUAUUCUCUCUCCUAUCUCUGCAUGUGAUUGCGUGGCUGACGGGUUGGCAUUUUUGUAAAGAAAAACACUUCUUUCACUUUACCCAGAUUAAAAAGGAUGGUUAAAAAGAAGAUUAAAUUUGAGUGGGUGGUUGUCGUCAAUUUCUCUCUGAGUCAUUCCAUUCGACAAUCGACACAUUUCCAAAAGCCCAGUUGGCCCCAACGUUUGCUUCUCGUCGUCAGCACCGCCAUCUAACAUCAUUUUAUCAAUCAUUCAAUAGUUUCCUUUGAAAUUUGAUGGCUCAGAAUUGACAGGCGAAGGAGUGAAGUUGGUAAGGAUGUCAUGCCAUCAUCUUCACCCUAGAGGGAAGACAUUAGAAGGUUCUCUCAAUCCGGAAAUGGAAAAGGUCUCUGACCCUCUGUAAUUCUUUUCGGAAGAUACAAUGGGGAGUCGGCAGGUGGAUGUUCAUUAUGUAAAUGCGGCCAUCUCUGGCAUAAUUGAAGAGAAUUUCGAAGGAUAUUAUUACCUUGAAAACAGCGGUCUCUCUCUAGAAGAGGUUUUAGAUCAGGAGACUGUCUACCAGUCACUCCUAACAAAUACUAGGAACGACAACGCAAAUGCUUCUGCAAGUACUGAUUCUGAGCUGAGUCAUGAUCAAAGGGUUGGGGAAACCUCUCAUGCUGACAAUGUCGAGUCACAAUUACAGAUGGAUGAAGCUUUAGCUAGAAACUUGCAAGCGUUGGAGGAGCAACGGGUUCCUGGUGCUUUUGUUGCUGAAACUACUGCAACUGAAACCGUCAAUGGAGAAGGAACUCCUGAGGCAGCCUCUACUGCACUGGUUGUGAGGCAACAUGAUAUUGAUCCAGAUAAUCUGACAUUUGAGGAAUUGGAAUUUCUAGAAGAAGCAAUUGGCAAUGAGAGUAAAGGAUUAUCAGAAGAGCUUAUUAGCUACUUGCCAUCAUUCAAGUACAAAACAGGCUUUUUCUCAAGAAAAGACAAGCAUGAAGAGUGCGUGAUCUGUUGUAUGGAAUACAAAAACCGAGAUAAGUUGACCACUUUGCCAUGCCAGCACAACUAUCAUUCAAAGUGCAUCACACAGUGGUUGAAGAUGAACAAAGCAUGUCCAGUGUGCAAGGACGAAGUAUUUGGGUGAAAGCUUACAAAGGGAAUGAAGUAACUGUUUAGUUAGUGGUUCCUGGGGAUUGAAUUUUGUAUGGAAAAGAGGUAGGUUAUCCUUGUUGUCCAAAUUAUCUUCCAAGAGAUGGACCAGAUUAUCCAAUUGUAGUUCAACAUAAUGUAAAUGGAUACAGGUCUUACUUCUUGGGGUGAGUGGGACCUGCUCCAGGAAUGAUCUGUGCACAGCUCUUGGUUGAAGUGGAUAUUAUCUAUGUAGCUUAUUGUCUGAAAACAUGUUAAUUGUGCAUCUCUACCUGCUAAUGAAGAAUCAAUAUUUUCUUUUUAGUA